Molecule: messenger RNA, 2856 nt
Organism: Doryrhamphus excisus (bluestripe pipefish)
Lineage: Eukaryota; Metazoa; Chordata; Actinopteri; Syngnathiformes; Syngnathidae
Gene: sst3b
Product: somatostatin receptor 3b
Biological process (GO): neuropeptide signaling pathway
Cellular component (GO): neuron projection; plasma membrane
Molecular function (GO): neuropeptide binding; somatostatin receptor activity
Source: RefSeq, a predicted model, not a curated record
GUCGUCAUGGAGCUGAUCCAGGUCACCCAGGAUGCCUCUCCUCACUCAAACUUUCUGCCUACCUCCACGUCCGAGUCCCUCCUCCUGGCCUCGGACAAUGACACAUCCUCGUUCUUCAAUGCCACUUGUCUCAACUGUACCAAAUCCGAUGUGGAAUCCCUCCCCGGUUUGGCCGGCAUCUUCAUCCCUCUCAUCUAUGGAAUCGUCUGUGCCGUUGGCCUGGUGGGUAACACGCUGGUGAUUCAUGUGGUGGUCAACUACACCAAAAACGAGUCGGUGACUAACAUCUACAUCCUCAACUUGGCCAUCGCUGAUGAACUCUUCAUGUUAGGCCUUCCCUUCCUGGCGGUGCAGAACGCGUUGCUUUCCUGGCCAUUUGGCUCGCUUAUGUGCCGUGUGGUAAUGACGGUGGACGCCAUCAACCAGUUCACCAGCAUCUUCUGCCUCACCGUAAUGUCCGUAGACCGCUACCUUGCCGUGGGGCACCCCAUCCGUUCGAGCUGGUGGCGCCGUCCUCGAGUUGCCAAGGCCAUCAGCAUGGCCAUGUGGGCGGCUUCCUUUGUGGUGGUACUUCCCGUGGUGAUUUUCGCCGAUGUGUUGAAGGACGACGGUAACUGCAGCAUCGUCUGGCCUGAACCGGCGGAGCUAUGGAAGACCUCGUUUAUCGUCUACACUUUCACUGUGGGAUUCUUCUGCCCCCUGCUCGUCAUCUGCCUGUGCUACCUGCUGAUCGUCAUCAAGGUACGUAGCGUUGGGAAACGUGCACAAGCCUCGUCGUCACGCCGCAGGAAAUCUGAGCGCAAGAUCACCAGAAUGGUGGUGGUGGUGGUGGCGGUGUUUGUGAUGUGUUGGCUGCCCUUCUACGCCCUCAACAUCGUCAACCUGUUGGUGGUGCUGCCGGGCGACUUCCGAGGCCUCUACUUCUUCGUGGUGGUUCUGUCGUAUGCCAACAGCUGUGCCAACCCCAUCCUAUACGGCUUCCUAUCCGAUAACUUCAAACGGGGCUUCCGCAAGGCCCUGUGCCGCACAUCGCGCCGGGUUAAGAGCCAUGAUAAAGCAGACAUCGAACUACAGCGGCCCACUGAGGAAUGGGGCGGUAUUGCGCUUCACAGACAAAGGAGCCCACUUGCCGGUCAGCGACAGGAAAUAACAAAAGGUGGCGGCCAGAUCAUCGAAAUAAUAAAAACAUCACAUAAUGGAAAGAGUAUAGAUGCUCCAGAAGGUUGUAGGAUGCCGGAUGUGAAGAUACUACAAUCAGGGGACUACAGUACGGAAAUCAAACACGGAGAGCAAGCAGAGAAAGGUUCUGAUCCAAAAAGUACGUCGCAACCUGGUGCACUUUUGGAGAACAAGUCAGUGCUCGAAAUCAGCUACUUGUGACUUCUAGGGUGGGUUCUUGUAGUCCGGUACUCUGAUCAUGACCUGGUGGGCAGUCUGGUGGUCUGCGGUUCAGUUUCACGUAAUGCUCAAAGUUAGGCAUACAUUAUCCAAGGACCUCACACACCCACAAGAACAGAGCAUCCAUUGGGUGGCAUACAUUCACAGGACUUGCUUUUCUAUGGAUUUUUUUUUUACCAGCAUAUUCAUGUUGGAAAAACAUUUUUUUUUAAAAAAGGUCCCAUAGAUGUGCUGCAAGGAGUUUCUGGCGCCUUCAGCGAAUUGUAAUCAACAAGACCGCUUUACUGACUGGAGCCAGCUUCCAGCCAUCGCCUGGUUUUGUUCACAUUUGGAGAUAUAUCCUGUGCUUCGACGAACCCGACUUACAUCACAGUCGCAGGAACGGAACAUGUACGUAACCAGAGGACCUUGUGUAAUGUGCAAUGUACAGUAGAUCAACAUGUAUGCAGCCAUUGGGAAGACCGGGAUUUGUUGGGAUUUGCCAGCAUGUUGGUAUGUGAAGCAUCCGCUUACUUGACGACCACCCCAAGUGCAUGUUGAUCUUUUACACAAUGCUGUACUUUAAUGUUUGUGUGGGUUAUGUGGUAACGGUGUGAUGGCAUAGUGUACAAAUUUGACAUAGUAGUUACCCAAAGCCACUGCGGGGCUUAGUAUGUUUAUGCUAAUGGAAGAUUACAAUUAAGGUUACUAUCACUUCCUAUGAAUUUGGCUAGCUGUUGAUACCAAUACUGUUUGGAUACUAGAGCACAGUUUGCUUUUAUACUAUUAUAGCGUAGAUCAGGGGUGGGCAAACUAUGGCCUGAGGGCCACAUGCAGCCCACCCAUCGUUUGAAUCCGGCCCGCCAGUAUUUCAACUGGCAACAUGACUUGCAAGUCAGAUUUAAAAAAAAAAAAAAAAAAAUUCAAUUCAAUUUUGUAAUUUCACCCUCGGCAAUCUCUGUGUGGAGUUUGCAUGUUCUCCCCUUGCAUGCGUGGGUUUUCUCCGGGUACUCCGGUUUCCUCCCACAUUCCAAAAACAUGCUAGGUUAAUUGGCGACUCCAAAUUGUCCAUAGGUAUGAAUGUGAGUGUGAAUGGUUGUUUGUCUAUAUGUGCCCUGUGAUUGACUGGCCACCAGUCCAGGGUGUACCCCGCCUCUCGCUCGAAGACAGCUGGGAUAGGUUCCAGCACCCCCAUGACCCUCGUGAGCGUAAGCGGUAGAAAAUGAAUGAAUGAAAAAAGGACAUGAGAACAUACGGCUGAUAGUAGGACACUUUUACAGAUAAAAUUAGACAACUAAUUCAAUGCAGAAUGUUAGAAUUAUAAGCAUAAAAUAGUGUGUGUAUAUAUUUUCUGGCACCCGGACAGUUUUGUUAACUCAACGCGGCCCAUGAGUCAAAAAGUUAGCCCACCCCUGGUGUAGACACAUUAGAAGAAAGAUGAGGAUGUGGUUGAUCGACAAUCAUUUCUGAUUGACAAGC